Molecule: messenger RNA, 1504 nt
Organism: Helobdella robusta
Lineage: Eukaryota; Metazoa; Annelida; Clitellata; Rhynchobdellida; Glossiphoniidae
Exons: 10
Coding region: 187-1248 (353 amino acids)
Biological process (GO): protein phosphorylation
Molecular function (GO): protein serine/threonine kinase activator activity; protein kinase activity; ATP binding
Source: RefSeq, a predicted model, not a curated record
UUGAAGUUCACUUUUCGUUUUAUUUAUUUUCUUUUUUAACCGUAAUAUUUUAUUAUCUGCAGUUUUUUGUCUAUAUUUUAUUUUUUCGCAAAGUUUGGUUAUGCCAUAAAAUAAAAUCGAGUUUUUUAACAAUUUUCUUGAGUUAAAAUUGAAAAAACAAAUUGAAAUACUAUUUAUUAAUUUAUUAUGAGCAAAUCCCUCUCUUCCUCCCCAUCAUUAUACUCCAACCUGAAGCUCUGUACACUGAUUGGUCAAGGAAGUUUUGACUAUGUGAUGGUUUACCUGGCCAGGAAGCAGAACACUAAUCAAGUUUAUGCUGUGAAAAUUAUUGACCUCGAUAAAUGUGAAUUAAACUUAGAAACAAUCAAACAUGAGAUGACGAUGCACAAGACACUGAAGCACAAGAACAUCCUGCCAAUUAUAGACAACUUUGUGAUGAAUGGUUGUCUCUGGGUCAUCAUGCCUCUCUGUGGAUUUGGUAGCUGCAAAGAUCUGAUACACGCUCACUUCCACGCUGGUCUGCCUGAACUGUGUGUGGCACUCAUCUUGAAAGAUGUCCUCUCGGCUCUUGUCUACCUACAUUCGAGAUAUAUCAUUCAUAGGGGGCUAAGGGCUAGUCACGUGGUCGUCAAUGGGGAUGGUGUGGCCAUGAUUUCAGGGCUGACCCACUGUUAUAGCAUGCUAAACAAUGGCGUCAGACUCAAGACCGUUCACGAUUUUCCUGAUUUUUAUAUCAGGAAUUUGAACUGGGCCAGCAGGGAAUUACUGGAGCAAAAUCUAGCCGGUUACAACACUCAGUCGGAUAUCUACAGCUUGGGCGUCAUGACCUGUGAACUGGCCAACGGGGUCAUUCCAUUCUACGACAUGCCCAUGACUCAGAUGUUGCUAAACAAGCUGGAGGGCCGGAUACCAACACUACUUGAUGAAACAACAUACGGAGAACUGAACCGAAUACAACCAGGAGAAGACAUCCCUGACGUGUACAAGCGAUCUUUCACCAGGGACUUCCACGUGUUCACCAAUCAGUGUCUCACCUACGAUCCAAAUCUCAGACCAACAGCAGUCCAAUUGGAAUCGCAUUCAUUUUUUAAGCAGACGAGACAAAAAAAUCUACCAUCAUUGGCUGAACUUCUUCAGCCAAUCACGUCACUUAAUCACACCAACAUACCUAAUCAAGACGAGAUGGAUCUAACGAGCCUUGAACAGGACAUGCGGACGGUGGACCUUGACGUGGAGUGGAAGUUUUAAACAUAAUCUUAAUCUUUAUUUUCAAUUGUCGCGUUUUUGUUGCAAUGAAGUUUGUUUGUUUGUUUGUUGUGUUUCUGUCUGCAUGUGUGUGAAUAAAGUUAAUUCGUGUUAACCAGUUUACAUGUACAUAUUUAUGUUUUUUUCAAGUGAUCAUUUAAAUUGAAUUGUAAUUUUAUUUGCGAUUGUGUAAGUAGAUGUCUAUUUUUAAAUUUAUGCAUUUUAUUAAAACGUGGAUAUAAUAGAAUUUCAACCGGAA